GUAAAAAUUUAUUAUAAAUAGUGUAAUAACAAUGGUGAUGAUAAGGAUAAGAAUAAAUUUAAAAAAGCAAAUGCAAUAGUUGAUAGUUGCGGUUUUUUUAAUAUAUUUCAUUAAUGGUUUUACAUUGAGAUUAUGUCUAGAGCCAGAUGGUAAAUAACAGUCUUUAAAUGGUAAUCGUAUUGCACGAACAACCAGGAACCGAGUAUAAAGGCAUCUGCUGAGCCGUUCGCUUAUCUUAGUUUUGUGAAAACCAAAGGGUCGUGCCAAACCACUCAUGAUUUCAAAAAGCUUAAUUGUCCUCGGUAUAGUUUUGGUGCCGAUUAUUUUAAGUGUACCACAAGGACCCUCUUAUCUACCGCCGAGUGGUGGACGACCAACUGGUGGUGGUAAUGGACAUCCCGAUGAUUGGGCUGGGGACCCAGUGAAUUAUGAAUAUUCAUACGAGGUUCAGGAUGCGGGACUUGGUGUGGAUUUCGGACACCGUGAAAUGCGAAAAGAGGAUGAAGCAAAGGGAAGUUAUCAUGUUCUACUUCCAGAUGGGAGAACACAGUUUGUAGAUUAUGUCGCCGACGCUGCUGGAUAUCGACCUGUGAUACGAUACGAAGGAACCGCGACAUACCCAGCACCUGGACCCUCUGGAAAUGACGACGGCUACAAAUAUUGAUACCACUACCAGUAACAGUAACAGUAACAGUAACAGUAACAGCAACAGUACCAGCCAUAUAAGAUAAUCCGUUUCCGAAUACCAAUACGUCAUAUCACUAAAAUAUAUCCCAGUCUCUUCAGAUUCUCAUUUAUCCUUUGUUUCGACUACUGUAUUUUUCAAAAAAAAAA
This is a messenger RNA of Cotesia glomerata, 834 nucleotides long. Its product is annotated as pro-resilin-like. The transcript has 3 exons. The coding region runs from base 275 to 664 and encodes 129 amino acids. NCBI's taxonomy places the organism in Eukaryota, Metazoa, Arthropoda, Insecta, Hymenoptera, Braconidae. The record is from RefSeq and is a predicted model, not a curated record. Gene Ontology annotation, cellular component: extracellular matrix.